GAGAAAGAGUUCGGUGGAGAAGGAGUGAGUUUUAGAGACACCCGGCGAGCAGGACCUCCGCCUGCGAGAGAAGCGUGGCCGCCUGGGCUCCUCGCCUCCUCGGCGCGUUCUCCCGAGUCCGCUUUCAGCACCGCGAGCGGAGAACAGUUCCCGGCAGCCCGCCGCGCUGCCGAGGAGCCGCUGCCUGCGGGCUACCUGAAGCCUUGGACCCGGCUCAGGGGCACCCUGUGAGAACCCAGUGUGCACGCCGCCGUCUCCCCUCUGUAGGUGUGCAAGUUAAUACAGGGAAAGCAUCCAGUGACCUCAGGAAGCCUUGAAGAAGUCGAAGCAGAAUGUACCAGGGACACAUGCAGAAAAGUAAAGAAAAAGGAUAUGGAAAACUAAGCAGUGAUGAAGACCUCGAAAUAAUUGUUGAUCAAAAGCAGGGAAAAGGCUCUAGGGCGGCAGAUAAGGCUGUUGCCAUGGUGAUGAAGGAGAUACCGAGGGAGGAGUCUGCUGAAGAAAAGCCCCUCCUUACUAUGACAUCACAGCUGGUGAAUGAACAGCAAGAAAGCAGACCCCUCCUGAGUCCCUCCAUCGAUGACUUUCUCUGUGAAACCAAAUCGGAGGCAAUAGCAAGGCCAGUAACGUCCAACACAGCUGUAUUGACUACAGGCUUAGAUCUCCUUGACCUGAGUGAACCCGUCUCUCAAACCCAAACCAAAGCCAAAAAGUUGGAGGCCUCAUCAAAAACUUCAUCACUCAAGAAAAAGGCUGAUGGAUCUGACCUCAUCGGUGCGGAUGCUGAGCAAAGGGGCCAGACACUCCGAGGCCCGGAGACAUCAUCCUUAGAUUUAGAUAUUCAAACACAACUGGAAAAAUGGGAUGAUGUUAAGUUUCAUGGAGAUCGAAAUAGCAAGAGUCAUCCAAUGGCAGAGAGAAAAUCAUGUUCAUCUAGAACUGGAUCGAAAGAACUCUUAUGGUCCUCAGAGCACAGAUCUCAGCCAGAACUGAGUGGUGGGAAAAGCGCCCUAAACUCCGAGUCAGCUUCAGAGUUGGAAUUAGUGCCUCCAACACAGGCUCGACUGACCAAAGAACAGCGCUGGGGCAGUGCAUUACUUUCCAGAAACCACUCCUUAGAAGAGGAAUUUGAAAGGGCAAAAGCAGCAGUGGAGUCGGACACAGAGUUUUGGGAUAAGAUGCAAGCAGAAUGGGAAGAAAUGGCCCGGAGGAACUGGAUAUCUGAGAACCAAGAAGCCCAGAACCAAGUUACAAUCUCAGCUAGCGAGAAGGGAUAUUACUUCCACACUGAAAACCCCUUCAAGGACUGGCCGGGGGCAUUUGAAGAAGGCCUAAAAAGGCUGAAGGAAGGAGACCUGCCAGUUACCAUUCUGUUCAUGGAGGCAGCAAUUCUUCAGGACCCUGGAGAUGCAGAGGCAUGGCAGUUUCUCGGGAUAACCCAGGCAGAGAAUGAAAAUGAACAAGCGGCUAUUGUCGCCCUCCAGAGGUGUUUAGAAUUGCAGCCCAAUAACUUGAAAGCUUUGAUGGCUUUGGCUGUGAGUUACACUAACACCGGCCAUCAGCAGGAUGCCUGUGAAGCUCUAAAGAAUUGGAUUAAGCAAAAUCCAAAGUACAAAUACCUUGUGAAGAGCAAGAAGGGAUCUCCAGGCCUCACCCGGCGGAUGUCUAAGUCUCCAGUUGAUAGCUCUGUUCUGGAAGGAGUGAAGGAAUUAUAUCUGGAAGCCGCCCACCAAAAUGGAGAUAUGAUUGACCCAGACCUACAGACAGGUCUGGGGGUACUGUUCCACCUGAGUGGAGAAUUUAAUAGAGCAAUAGAUGCAUUUAAUGCUGCCUUAACUGUUCGGCCAGAGGACUAUUCAUUAUGGAACCGUCUUGGGGCGACCUUGGCAAAUGGAGACCGCAGUGAGGAAGCUGUGGAGGCCUACACACGAGCCCUGGAGAUCCAACCAGGCUUCAUCCGAUCCAGAUACAAUCUGGGGAUAAGCUGCAUCAACCUGGGCGCCUACAGAGAAGCUGUCAGCAAUUUUCUCACUGCCCUCAGUCUGCAAAGAAAGAGCCGGAAUCAACAGCAAGUUCCUCAUCCUGCCAUCUCUGGGAACAUCUGGGCUGCCCUCAGAAUCGCACUUUCUCUGAUGGACCAACCUGAACUCUUCCAGGCGGCUAAUCUCGGUGACCUGGAUGUCCUCCUAAGAGCUUUCAACUUGGAUCCUUGAAGGAAAUGAAAAAAAUAAAAAUAAAAAAUAAUAAUCCCUUCUCUGUAUAAUUGUACUGAGAAAUGCAAAACUAUUUUAUGAAUUCCAAAAAGGUUAAACCAGAUGUUCAAAAGGCCGUUGGUGAUACAACUGAAGACAAUUCCUACAGAUAAUGCCCAGUAGCUGUUCAGAUCCCAAAGCACAAAAUGUUAUCUACAGAGUCAAGGUCGGGCUCAAAAGAAGAAUUGAGAGGCUGAAGACAAACUAAGAUAAAGUAACUGUAUAUGAAUACUCUUUUCACAAGCUGCAAGCACAUCGCAAAACAUAGUCUUUGGGUUUUUUGUCCCCACUUGCAGCUAAUGACACAUCUAAGAACUUGCUCAUGGAACACCUGGAGAAAGCACUGCCUCAAAUCAGGGAAUUCUGACUAUUUCUGAACUGUCCCCUGAAAUAUCCCUUUUACAAGAUUGACAUAGUUUGAGCCAAGGUGCAUGCACAAAUAUUAACUUAACUAAAGAGAGGCAUUGCUUAAACCUGUUCCAAUUUUAACUUUAACUGUAGCUUUUUGAUUCCAGAGAAGGAGCUUUGCUGGCAAAAGCAGUUUUUGCACUAGAAAUUUUUGCUUUUCCCAAUCAAAACUUUUCUGGGAUUGUAUAUAUGCACUUUAAUAUCUUAUUUAUGCCUUGCUGGAGUUUUGUUGCUCCAAUUUUUAACUUGGGGGUAGAAGAUUUGAGAAUUCAGCCUUGCUAGAUCAAUGGACCAAAUAAAAAUUCCUGAAAACAGUUUUCAUAGUGUAGGGUUUUGAAGGAAUGUUUUUAAAGCAGAUGUGACAUAGGGUAUAAGUAUGUCAAAUAUAUCUUAUUACGUGUUUUCUGGGACUGUAUGAACUUAAGCGAAAGAUAAGGUAUUGUCUCUUCAUGCAUUCUCUGUAGGGCAAAAGUUUGAUGAUAUCAUGAUUUCUAUUGAGUUAGCAUUAACUUGCUUAAAUGUCAUGUUUUACUUGCUUUCUAGUUGCCCUGCACACCAAUAUUCUUUUUAAACUGUUAAUAUUUUAAAUAGUAUUUCUUAAGAGUGAUACACUUUUUCCUAAAAAGUAUUUUUUAGUUCCAUAAUAAUCUGCGCUGCUCACCCUUUUGCAUUCUAAGUGAAAAAUAUCAGUAUUUUCUAGCUGAAUCUUACUGAAUGUCGGUGGUUUCAUAUGAAAGAUGCAUGCCCCUUUGGCUCUCAUUUUGAACAUUUAUCAAAUGUCAGUAAUAUCUGUUGGCAAUGGCAUUUUAUUUCAUUGGUUACAUUCCACUCAGUUCUUCGGAGUGUUUAGUGCCUGUUGGGGCUUAGUGAUUAUUUGGAAAGACAUCAUUUUUUAAAGGAUUAGAAAAAUUGUUUGUAAAAUGCUAACCAAAAUAUAAUUUCACCUAUGUCCAAUUCUAGUAAUCUAUCCUAGCAAGUUGUCUCAUUCUUCUUCAUCUUGUCUCCUUCCCUCUUCCAGAAUCUUCACCAAAGCAAUCUAAUUCCAACUUUUCUUCAUGUUCUUUGGCUAGUGAUAGCUGGUUACAUUCAUCAUUAUAGUUACCAAGCAAAAGA
Messenger RNA from Pteropus alecto (black flying fox), 3773 nucleotides. RefSeq names its product peroxisomal biogenesis factor 5 like (gene PEX5L). Gene Ontology annotation, biological process: protein import into peroxisome matrix, docking. Gene Ontology annotation, molecular function: protein binding. The transcript has 15 exons. Lineage: Eukaryota; Metazoa; Chordata; Mammalia; Chiroptera; Pteropodidae. Bases 333 to 2213 code for a protein of 626 amino acids. Gene Ontology annotation, cellular component: cytosol; peroxisomal membrane. The record is from RefSeq and is a predicted model, not a curated record.